AGGUGGAGUGAAUCUAGAUAGAGAGAAAAUCUAGACACCGAUUUGCAGUCUUCUUCACCCCGCAAUCAAAAUCCAAUUUCAAGAUUCACGGCCGCCGGAAAACCCAUAAAAAACCCACCACCAAACCAUGUCGUCGUCAACUCCAUCUCCGUCGUCGCACAGCCAUAAGAAACCCACAGAUGAAAACCAAAACGAAGAUCAAAAAAACAAAGCACAACAAAAGCCGACACCAGAGAUCAAGAAACCAACAUUUUUCACACAGCACCCACAAAAACCCACAUGGGUUCUCCCAUACAGAACCCCAUCUCUGAAAAGCCUCUACUCCAUCGGCAAAAAGCUCGGCCAAGGCCAAUUCGGGAUCACCUUCCUCUGCACUGAGAAAUCGACCGGCAUACCCUACGCCUGUAAGUCUAUACCCAAAAAGAAAUUGAUCUGUGUUGAGGAUUACGAGGAUGUUUGGAGGGAGAUUCAGAUAAUGCACCAUUUGUCGGAACACCCAAAUGUAGUGAGAAUAAAGGGUACUUACGAGGAUAGUUUGUUUGUGCACAUAGUGAUGGAGUUGUGUGCUGGUGGGGAGCUGUUUGAUAGGAUUGUUCAGAAGGGGCAUUAUAGUGAAAGGGAAGCUGCUAAAUUGAUCAAGACGAUUGUCGGUGUUGUCGAGGCUUGUCAUUCUUUAGGUGUUAUGCAUAGGGAUUUGAAACCCGAGAAUUUCUUGUUUAUUAGUGCUGAUGAGGAUUCUGCUCUUAAGGCCACCGAUUUCGGCCUAUCCGUAUUCUACAAACCAGACGAAAGUUUCUCGGAUGUUGUGGGGAGUCCUUAUUAUGUUGCACCUGAGGUUUUGCGCAAGCACUAUGGACCUGAGGCAGAUGUGUGGAGUGCUGGAGUUAUCUUAUAUAUUUUACUCAGUGGCGUUCCUCCUUUUUGGGCUGAAACUGAGAUGGGAAUAUUCCGACAGAUAUUACGAGGAGCUUUGGACUUUGAUUCUGAGCCAUGGCCUAUGAUUUCGGAUGUCGCCAAGGAUUUGCUAAGAAAGAUGCUCGAUAGAAAUCCCAAGACACGAUUAACUGCACAUGAAGUUCUGUGUCAUCCGUGGAUUGUUGAUGACACAAUGGCUCCAGAUAGACCUCUCGAUUCUGCAGUUUUAUCACGCCUCAAGCAGUUCUCUGCUAUGAACAAACUUAAGAAGAUGGCUUUACGUGUGAUUGCGGAGAGAUUAUCUGAAGAGGAAAUCGGUGGUCUAAAAGAGCUGUUCAAAAUGAUAGAUACAGACGAUAGUGGAAGCAUAACUUUCGACGAGCUCAAAGAGGGUUUAAAGCGAGUGGGCUCUGAGCUGAUGGAGUCCGAGAUAAAAGAUCUUAUGGACGCGGCUGACAUUGACAACAGUGGGACAAUAGAUUACGGGGAGUUUCUUGCAGCCACUGUGCACUUGAACAAGUUAGAGAGAGAGGAGAAUCUUGUCUCGGCUUUCGCCUUCUUUGAUAAAGAUGGUAGUGGUUAUAUUACCAUUGAUGAGCUUCAACAAGCCUGUAAAGAUUUUGGUCUGAGCGAGCUUCAUUUAGAUGAGAUGAUCAGAGAGAUUGAUCAAGAUAACGAUGGACAGAUAGAUUAUGGGGAAUUUGCAGCGAUGAUGAGAAAAGGAAACGGAGGGAUUGGGAGGAGAACAAUGAGGACUAAUGUUGAUUUGGGGGAAGCGUUUGGAUUAGGGGUUGCAGAUAAUAAUAGUAAAGGAAGCAACUCGCAGACCUAAAUUGGAUUUGUCUACUCCGAUUUUCCCUUUGAUUUUUAAUCCAAUUUUGUCAUAGCAAUUACCCCCCACCCCCACUGAAGAAGCCUCUGUAAGGAUAUGCAAAACUUGAAGCUGUAGGUUAGAUUUGCAAGAACAGAUUGGUGUUUGCAUGUAUCUAACAUACUGAAUUGUAUUCGGAUUAUUUCUGCCAAAUUUUAUAUAUAGCACAAUAUU
This is a messenger RNA of Erythranthe guttata (spotted monkey flower), 1960 nucleotides long. Lineage: Eukaryota; Viridiplantae; Streptophyta; Magnoliopsida; Lamiales; Phrymaceae. The record is from RefSeq and is a predicted model, not a curated record.